This is a messenger RNA of Microdochium trichocladiopsis, 660 nucleotides long. Its product is annotated as heterokaryon incompatibility protein-domain-containing protein. The transcript is spliced from 3 exons. NCBI's taxonomy places the organism in Eukaryota, Fungi, Ascomycota, Sordariomycetes, Xylariales, Microdochiaceae. The record is from RefSeq and is a predicted model, not a curated record. The coding region runs from base 1 to 660 and encodes 219 amino acids.
AUGCGCCUCUUAGAAACUUGGGGAGCAUUCCCCAGAGGACAUCCCGCCAUAUGCUAUUUGUCGCACACCUGGGGAGCCGACGACCAGGAGAUUACCUUUCGGGACGUUCAACAUCAUACAGGCCACCACAAAGACGGAUAUCAGAAGCUCACGUUUUGUGGCGAACAGGCUGCGCUAGAUGGCCUGAGAUAUUUCUGGAUCGACACCUGUUGUAUCGACAAAUCCAAUAGCCAGGAGCUUCAAGAAGCGAUCAACUCCAUGUUUCGUUGGUACAGAGACGCUAGACAUUGCUACGUCUACCUCACCGAUGUGCACAAGAUCGCCAGCGACGACGACGACAGACCAUCACAAGUAAAAUGGGAGACAGCCUUCAGAAGCAGCCGGUGGUUCACCCGCGGCUGGACACUCCAGGAGCUGAUCGCCCCAACAUACUGCCACGAAUGCACACGGAUCCCCAUUGAUGCCCUUCGAGGGAAACCUCUGACUGACUUCAGCGUCAACGAGCGACUUUCUUGGGUAGAAACUCGCAAGACCAAGCGUCCAGAAGACCUUGCGUAUUGCAUGUUUGGCAUCUUCGCCGUUCAUAUGACGCUUAUCUAUAGUGAGGGGAAGGAGAACGCAUUCAUCAGACUAAGACGAAAGAUUGGUAAUCACCCAUAG